Molecule: messenger RNA, 6812 nt
Organism: Carlito syrichta (Philippine tarsier)
Lineage: Eukaryota; Metazoa; Chordata; Mammalia; Primates; Tarsiidae
Gene: KPNA6
Product: karyopherin subunit alpha 6
Exons: 14
Coding region: 221-1822 (533 amino acids)
Biological process (GO): NLS-bearing protein import into nucleus
Cellular component (GO): nucleoplasm; cytoplasm; nucleus
Molecular function (GO): nuclear import signal receptor activity; protein binding
Source: RefSeq, a predicted model, not a curated record
AGUUUGGGACCGGAGCAGGGCCCGCGCGGGGAGCAGUCCUCUGGUGUUGGUUUCGGGAACACCUUGGCACGCCUGGGGCCGCUCACAUGGUGGCCUCGGGCGGAGUCCACGUGUUCCCAGGGCUAGCAAGGGGCUUCAGGCGCGUUGCUCUCCGCCCUGCGCCCAGCCUGGUGCUGGGGGACGGGCUCCCGGCGGCAGGCCUGGGCGGCGCUAAGAGACCAUGGCGAGUCCAGGGAAAGACAAUUAUCGAAUGAAGAGCUAUAAGAACAAUGCCCUAAACCCUGAGGAAAUGAGGCGAAGAAGAGAGGAAGAGGGCAUUCAGCUCCGGAAGCAGAAACGUGAGCAACAGCUUUUUAAACGGAGAAAUGUGGAGCUGAUUAAUGAAGAACCCGCCAUGUUUGAUAGUCUUCUCAUGGACUCCUAUGUGAGCUCGACCACGGGGGAGAGUGUGAUCACAAGAGAGAUGGUGGAGAUGCUCUUUUCUGAUGAUUCUGACCUACAGUUAGCAACCACACAGAAAUUCCGGAAACUGCUUUCCAAAGAGCCUAGUCCUCCAAUAGAUGAAGUUAUCAACACUCCAGGAGUGGUGGAUCGGUUUGUGGAGUUUCUGAAGAGGAAUGAGAAUUGUACAUUACAGUUUGAAGCUGCUUGGGCUCUAACGAAUAUUGCCUCUGGAACCUCUCAGCAGACCAAAAUUGUCAUUGAAGCAGGGGCAGUCCCUAUUUUUAUAGAGCUGCUUAACUCGGACUUUGAGGAUGUACAGGAACAGGCAGUCUGGGCACUGGGAAACAUAGCUGGAGACAGCUCCGUUUGCCGUGAUUACGUCUUGAACUGUUCUAUCCUUAAUCCUUUGUUAACACUUCUUACCAAAUCCACACGACUGACAAUGACACGGAAUGCAGUCUGGGCCCUGUCAAACCUCUGCCGAGGGAAGAACCCACCCCCAGAGUUUGCAAAGGUCUCUCCUUGUUUGCCUGUACUGUCUCGCCUACUCUUCAGCAGUGAUUCAGACUUACUGGCAGAUGCUUGCUGGGCACUUUCUUAUCUGUCUGAUGGCCCAAAUGAGAAGAUCCAGGCUGUCAUAGACUCUGGAGUCUGCCGGAGAUUGGUAGAGCUGCUAAUGCACAAUGAUUACAAAGUGGCUUCUCCUGCCCUGAGAGCCGUGGGUAACAUCGUCACUGGGGAUGACAUCCAGACCCAGGUCAUUCUUAACUGUUCAGCCCUCCCUUGCCUUCUCCACUUGUUGAGCAGCCCCAAGGAGUCAAUCCGGAAGGAAGCUUGCUGGACCAUUUCAAAUAUCACUGCUGGCAACAGGGCUCAAAUACAGGCUGUUAUAGACGCAAAUAUCUUUCCUGUGUUGAUCGAAAUCCUUCAGAAAGCAGAGUUCCGUACAAGGAAAGAGGCAGCCUGGGCCAUCACCAAUGCCACCUCAGGAGGGACCCCUGAGCAGAUCAGGUACUUGGUCUCACUGGGCUGCAUCAAACCCCUGUGCGACUUGCUGACAGUAAUGGAUUCGAAGAUUGUGCAAGUGGCCCUCAAUGGACUUGAGAACAUCCUGCGACUUGGAGAGCAAGAGGGCAAGCGCAGUGGCUCAGGGGUCAAUCCCUACUGUGGCCUCAUUGAGGAAGCCUAUGGCUUGGAUAAAAUUGAGUUUCUCCAGAGCCAUGAGAACCAGGAGAUCUACCAGAAGGCCUUCGACCUCUUUGAGCACUACUUUGGUGUGGAAGAUGAUGAUAGCAGCCUGGCUCCCCAAGUGGAUGAAACGCAACAGCAAUUCAUCUUCCAGCAGCCUGAGGCCCCUAUGGAGGGCUUCCAGCUAUAAUAUCUGCCUCCGGGGAGGGGAGGGGAUGAGAAGCACCAUCAGCCAGUGGAAGAGCAGCCCUCUGGUGGGCGGGAAACCAGCCCCCCCACCAUCAGCCACCACACACCUCUGCUGCCCUGGAGACUGUGCUCUUGACCUGCUCCGCCCCCUUCCCUGGAGGGAUCACCCUCUGGACAGACAGAACCAUCUGAGGCUCACAUGUGGGUUUUGUGACAAGAAGGGGAUGUGUUGGGUUUUUCUUCCUUACACUAUAUUUUGGCUGCAUACAUGUCUUUAACCCAGGAGCCCAGGGGUAGACAAAGGAGGACUAAGGUAAUCAAUUUGCACCUUUUUUUAAUUUUUCUUUUUUUCUUUACUGGUGACUUCCUUCCCUUUUAUCUUUUUACAUCCUUCCCAGUCCUCUGCCCUGAUCUGUGUAACUCUUAUUUUGGGUACUUGAGCAGAUGGAAUACUCCAGAGGUGGGAGGUGGGAGGGGGAGGGAGAAAUCCAAAACAAAGUUUUCUUGCUCUGACAGAAUAUUAAUCUUGUAUGCUUGGAUUGAGUUAUUUAAUUUUUUCCUUUUGCACAUUUUUCUUGUAUUAAGAUUGCUCUUCCCAAGAGCCAUGAGUUCCUGGUUUUAGGAAUCCCAGCUGCCAGCAUUGUCUGGGACUAUAGGCUAAUGGGGAGGCUACCAUGAAGCAAAGGUCCCCCCUCCCUCUAUCCUCCUGCCCAGACCUCUUUAGUUUGGGAGAUCCCCCUUUCUCCUGGGGCAAGUACACCAGUGGGAGUGGAGGGGAGGAGCACCAGCCUUCAUAGGGGGUUUCCCAUGUGUAGCUACUGAUCCUAUGUUUCCUACCCACCUUCCAAAUGGUGCGACCCAACUUCAUUUGUUUACUUGAAAAUUCUCCUCGGGGUUGAGUGAACCUCUGAGGUGACUGUAUUUUCUCCUGAGCUUGAGAUGGGGAGGCUGUAAUCCUUCCUUUCUCCUGAGGAGAAAGUCCUUGCUCUUUAAGUUGCAGAGGAGGUUGGAGUGAGAGUGUCAUGUAUUGGGAUAGUCAGGGAUCCCUGCCUUUGGCCUUUCUUCUUCCUCUUCCAUAGUUGGAUCAUGUAUAUUUUACUUCCAAAGGAGAGAAUGUCAAAAAGUUCUGUAUUUUUUUAUAUUCUAUAUAUUAGGUAGGUCAAUCUUAAUUGGUCUCAAGAGGAAGAACUGUCUGUAAUUUUGUAAGUAGGAUACUGCGAGGAAGAUCAGAAAGAGAUGUGGAUGCUUCCUUGCUCAGGAGGCUUGAGCUUGGUCCUUUUCCUCUCUGCUUAUAUUCUGGACCACCACCUGGGACCAGCCCUCAGCUCUGGAACCUUCCUAAAGCAGGUCAGCCUGGUCUGUCCCAGUACCUGAAGGGAGCAAGAAUGGCUUUAGGCCCUGGUGAAGUCUACCACCUUAGUCCUUACUGUUGAGAAUCCUACUUAUAUCAUGAAACCCAGAAAGCAAUUUGCCUUCUCAAAUUCAAUCUCAAAGGCUGUUGUCCACAUACAUUAUCACAGAUGGCUGCCUCUCCCAUUAUCACAGAAGCUUAGCAGCCUGAAAACUCUUGUAAGAGUUGUUGGUAUCUUCUCUGUUUGAGAUCCUUGCACCUGGUUUGGGUUUUCUCUUCCUUGUGACAGUUAGAAUCCAGAUGCCUUUUCUUUCUCUUUGAGUAAAGCUUGGGCAGUGCCUCAGUGGCUUACCUGUGCCUACUGGUGGAUUACAUAUGAUAGUAAAGACCAGCUGUUGGGGAUGAGAGUAGAAGUUGUCAGCUGAGUGUAGCCCAACUGUGGAGCUAAAGGCUCAAUUUGCCCCACCUCCCCAGGGUGGCCAGUCAGAGGUGUCCUGCUCCAAGCUAAGCUUUUCCUUCCCAGAAACUGCCAUUCCUGCUCCCAUUCCUACACAUCUUCUGGCUCAGGUGAAAUCUAUGCCCCUCUACUUACAGAUCUUCAGUUCAGGUACUUAUUUUUGGCCGUUGGCCUUGAAUUUGUCCUCUCCUAGUGUUGCGGUCCCACUCCAAAGCCAUUUUCUGAGGAAGAUGGUUUAGGGCUGGCAAUGAUCACUGAAAAACCUCACCAGUGUUAUACCUACCAUCUUGGUGAGUCAGAUGCCACUUAUCAGCUUGAGAAUGAUAACUACCAACCCCCAGUCUCCAGGAGGAUGGGGGCAGAACCUUUUUUCACUUGGCCUGCUACCUCUAUUAUAAACUAUUCUCUUACAGUUCAAAGAAAAGCCCUUCCCCCAGUCCCCACCCAUCAUCCUGUCCAAAAGGCAGAGCAAUUUAGUAGGAUCUACUUUGUACAUCUCGAGCAUCAGUUAAUUCCCUACACUUGGGGCCAAAUCCUUAGUGAGAAACUUACACAUCCUGCUUUCUCAACUGUUCCUCCAAAAUCUACUUUGGUUUCAGCUCUUGGUCCUGUACCAGAUGGAAGACUCUCUUCUUGGUCAUCUGGCUGCUGCUUAAAACCAGUUUGCCUUAUGGACAUCAGAGGCAUAAUGUGAGAACAUUUCUCAUCAGAGAAAAAUGCCCUUGAGAAGCUUUUAGUUGUGUCUUUCCCAGACCACAUUUUACCAUGAUCUUCCUCUAACCCCUUAGACCAGCAGGUGAAGCUCUUCCAGCCCACAGAGUCAGUCAUGUCUUUUAGCUCUCCUCUCCUUUGGCCAUCUUGAGGAAUAAAAUAUUUCUAUAGUCCGUACUUGAGAGUCAUUCUUCAUGGGCAGCCCCCAUCUGGACCAAGACCUGACCUAAGUGAGGUCAAAGGCUUUUUGGCAGAUUUCUGGUUGUUGCCAGGAUAGAGGGGCUCCCCAGCCUGCUGUAGGGAAUAGCCUGAUGAGUUGAGGCGUGUUUUUGGAAUACUUGUGUAUUGUCAUAUGGCUGGUACAUACAUUUUAAGAUCUCUGGUAGGGGUGGAGGUACCUAGGUGUGUAUUCAGAGGGACAAGGAGCCACUUUCCUGGCUAAUGUAUUCAAAAACUGUUUUGCGCAGCACCAGCUAUUCUUUAUGGCUGGUCUCUCUAGACAUCCCACCCCUAAAUCAUCUUCUCUAGUACUAACCAGGGUCUGUAGUCUUAGAAGCCUGCCUUCAGUUCCCAGCUAUCCCCAGUAGUCUGGCCUUGAUGUUGACUGCAACCUUCUGGUAGAACCACAUGGGUUCCACCCUUGGCUUGCUAGCCUGGGUACUUGGGUCAGAGGGCACAAAAGAGCCCUCCAAAGAUCAGGUGUUGAUGACUUCAGUUUUCAGGGACACUUGGUGUUUCCCCUUAGAAACCUUAGAUCUACUCCUUCGCCUCUCUGCCUUGGAAGCUGUUUUCCAGGAGCCAUAUUUUUUUGGAGCUUAACUACACAGAUAUAGCUGCUAUUAUAUUUAGUUAAGGGAGAGGACAAGAAGGCUCUUAGGCACAGUCUUUUUGUUUCUUUCAAGCCAAACCAGUUUAAAAUGAAAACUAACAGAAUAAUCUAUAUUUCUAUUUUCUCAUGUCUGCCUGCCUUCCUCCCACACCCUAAAGUUGUACCUGUUUCUAGCAAACUAGAAGGAAAGACAGGAAAGCCUAGCAAUACUAACCUCGUCCACAUGCCUCUCUUUGAAGGCCCCAGCUCUAUUUUCAGAUCUCUUCUCUCCUAGACUUACUCAGCUUGGUAUCCAUCAUCUUGGGUAUUCCUUAGUAGUUUCAUUUUGGGCUCAGAUUCUAGAGUCUUAGUUGAAGACAGGGAGCCAGUUUCUCCAGGUCCUUGCAGGCAGUCCAGGGACACCCAGUAGGGAGAAAAGGCUGGCUAGGCGCCUCAGGAAUGUGUGUCUGCCUCCCUGCUAGCCUAAGGAAGAGUGCAAGGCUUAGUGCACUGAACCAUAGGAAACAUCUUCCAGGUAUUACUGCCCUAGAAGUUAGGGAGUAUGAGACAGAUUGCUCAGAAUAAAUUUCUUCCACAGCCAUUUAGGAUUGCACAUUCAAGACCAACCUUGUUCGGUAUUUUAACUAUUUUAGCUUCUGAAUUAUUUUGUUAAGCCAACAAGCUGAGAAUUUGGCCUUACUGGAUCCAUGUGGUAGGUACUAGCUGCUCUCUGGUCAAGACCUUCAUAAGUGAUUCAGUCAUCCCAUUGUCUAUCCUCUAGACCCACCCCCAGAUUAAGACUAUGGCAAGGGGAAAAUUGGAGGUCAAGACCAACCAAAUCUGUGAAUUAAAGCUGUUAUUUUUCUGCUGGAAGGCCAUUUUGCUUCAGGCUUGGGCUAUGUGCAGAACUAAAGCUGGCUGUGAGAGAAGAGGCAGCAUUAAAUUUUGGGCCCAGAACAAUCAUGAGAAAAGUUUGUAUGUUGUGGCUUCAGUGGGCUUGGGCCUCCCUGGCUACUUCUGGGCCAGCCUGACUUCUGAUGUCCACAUUAGUCCAUACCUGAACUUCACUGUUAAAUGCUAGCCCUCCUCUCCUGUAACUGUAUACCAUGCCCUGGGGGCAGUGAAAGAAGUAAGAAGAGCUCAGAGAUCCUGAGACUGGCUGGGGACCUCUGACUCAGAGAAUGUCCUUAAAGAAUCCACAUAUAGAUGAGGUCCUGAGGUUGGGCAUUGGCUUUUUUAGCCUGCUUUUGAGAACUGCCAUUGACUGACCUAUAGAAGAAGGAAAGGGGGGGAUGAGGGUCCUAGCCACCCAGCAGACGGAAUGUCCCCCAAGAAUAAUAGCUUGAGUUUUCAGCUGUGAACCUUAGGAAGGUGAAUCAAAUCCUUCUCACUAGCUUUUCUUUGCAAAUUCAUUUGCUUUUAUUUUUCUAAGAACUAUAAACUCUGGCUAUUUUCCAUGUUCUCAGGGCCCCUGGGUAGACAGACAAAGCUUGAUGAUUUCAGAGCAGACACAGGCCAAGAAACCAUGGCAUUGAGUGUGCUGAGUCCAGACAAAUGAUAUUUAUAUACACAUCCAAAUUUGAAGAGAAAAUGUAUUUCUUUAGGUUUCAAACACUGUAAUAGAUAUAAAGCAAAAAAAUAAAGACCUGUUGCAAAGUUCUAAA